Neocloeon triangulifer is the source of this 2185-nucleotide messenger RNA. RefSeq lists its product as uncharacterized. The transcript has 7 exons. The coding region runs from base 193 to 2067 and encodes 624 amino acids. NCBI's taxonomy places the organism in Eukaryota, Metazoa, Arthropoda, Insecta, Ephemeroptera, Baetidae. The record is from RefSeq and is a predicted model, not a curated record.
GACUACUCAAAUACUCACUGCUCACAAGCAGAAGAAUCCCAAUGUGGGUGUGGGUGUUGUUGUUUUGUUAGGCGAAUUAAGCAUCUCGUUAAAUAUCACAGAUAAUUUUAGGUUAAUCAGGAAAAGCAUAAUUUGAAAUCUUAUGGACGUAGUAUAGGCAUUGUGACUUUGUGAGACAACAUAAAUCGAGCAAUGGACACCUUUUUGAAAACUGCGCUUGACGCGAAAAGCACGCCAAGCCCUGAGGCAAUCAAGGAGAUGACCGAAGGCCUUAGCAAGUGGAGACUUGGCUCAAAUGCAAAAUCUCCAGAAACGUUGCAGGAACUUGCCAUCUCCAAAAUCGUGAUUCAUCCCUACUUUAUGGAAUGGAAUUCCAAGUGCAUGUUCAACCAGAAACUCAACCCAUUUGCUGACUUGCCAUUUGGGAUUGUGGAUAAACUGGUGGCUUCAGUUACAGACAUUGUCACCAAAAAGAACGAUCCAUGUCCACUUGAUCCACUUGAUUAUUGCAAAAUUUAUUUUUUCCUCCUGCAAGUGCUCAACGACAAAGUACUGGAGCUGGAUUACGAGAAAUUCAAAAGUUCAGAAAUUCACUCAGAGGCAAUGUUCUUCAAGCACCUGCUGCAAAACUGUCCCAAGAUCCAAAAGGCAAAAGUUACUAGCAAUGUGUGGUAUAACUACUCGCUGCUUCCAAGGCUGUACAAUGAGGACAUCUUUGGCAUGAUGGCCUUCUCAUGGCCCAAUCUGACUUACCUAAGUGUUGAUGUGAUGCGCUCCAAUGCCAAUAAACAUGAACUGGAGGAAAGGAAGAUUCACCUGAUCAAAGCUGUUUGCCAACACUUGCCAAAUUUAUGUGUUCUUGAGAUCUCCAUGCAAAUGGAUGAAAUUGCUGUUGAAGAUGUCCAACUUUUGUCAGGAAUGCAAAAACUGAGGUGCCUGCGAUUCAGUUUUGGUUCGAACAGAUCUGAUUAUGGAAGGUUUGAUGCCAUUGUCCAUGCUGCUGGUCUUGUGCCAAACCUCGAGACUUUCAACAUGACAACUCCAGAGUAUUACAAAGAAUGUCACACUUGGUUCGUCAAGAAAUAUGCUGAGCUCUACCCACAGAAAAAUCUCACUCUAGAAUGCCAUUGGUUCAACAUCGGCGACAAAGAUGUAAUCACCACACCAUGGACAAAGUGUUUGCAAGUGGAAGAGUUGAACAUUUACGGAAAAGGAGAUGUCAAGAUUGGCAGUAUCAACAAAAGCUGUCUACCCCCUGCAGAUCCUUUGCUCACCCUAAACCUCAUUAUCCCUCCUGACAAAAUAAUUUACUUCCUCAAUGAACUGGGAGGAAAAAUUACUAGACUGACCAUACAAUGUUUAAAUCAUGCUGGCAAGGGCAAAGCUAACCAGCUGAGCAUCCACAGCUACAUCUUGGCCUGCCCUCGGCUGCAGCACUUUAGAGUUGAAUUCAGUAAUGGAACAAUUGACAGAUCCUCAUUCUUUAAGUUAACUGCCGAUAACUUCAAAAACCUCAAAAGCUUCAAUAUUCGUCACACCAAAUUUGAACAUGUUGAUGCCCAAAUCUCAAAAUUGUUCAAACUAUUUUUCCUCCAUUACCCAUCCAAUCUGAAGUCUCUGGUCGUUGAGAGUGCCUGUGAGUUGCGAGCCAUUGCUUGGGCCCUGAAGGAAGAGGCUCGAUGCUGCCUAGACAAACUGGAAGAGCUCGAAAUCAAGGGGAUUCCAAAUAAAGUUGGCCAAAGAGAUAUAGUAGAGGUGAUUGCCACGUUAAUGCAACGCUCACCGUAUUUGAAGAGAGUCAAGAUUUGCAUUCCCUACAGCACUUCUUUCUCUUUGCCAAAUUGGUUGAGGACUGUGGCCAGAUCAGUUGGCAUAACAGUUCUUGACACAUAUCCUGAAUACUCGGAUGAUGAAGAUGAUGAUGAUUAUGAUGACAUUGAUUCAGAUGUUGAUUACGAUUCUGAUGAUCCCAUGCAAUAUUUCAGUGCCACAUACGACUCAGACGGUGGUAUGCAAUUCGACGACAUCCAGAGCUACCUAAUUUGGAAGGACAGUUGGAAAGAUUAGUUUGAUCACAAAGGCUGAAUUAAUGGGUCAUAGAGAGAGCUCAUUUAUCAUUUAUUUUGUUCCAUUCCUGAUUCUACAAAUCAAAUAAAAGUCUUGAAUUUUGAUACUGAAUAUCUUC